Durotheca rogersii is the source of this 1498-nucleotide messenger RNA. RefSeq names its product endonuclease/exonuclease/phosphatase family protein. The record is from RefSeq and is a predicted model, not a curated record. The transcript has 2 exons. Gene Ontology annotation, biological process: double-strand break repair. NCBI's taxonomy places the organism in Eukaryota, Fungi, Ascomycota, Sordariomycetes, Xylariales, Xylariaceae. Gene Ontology annotation, cellular component: PML body; cytoplasm. Gene Ontology annotation, molecular function: single-stranded DNA binding; 5'-tyrosyl-DNA phosphodiesterase activity. The coding region runs from base 92 to 1132 and encodes 346 amino acids.
CCCUUCCCUCGCUCGUCGCCGUGUCCUUCCCCUCUUCUUCUUCCUCCUCCUCCUCUUCCACUUAUCCCUCGGCAACACUCCCGAGGACACGAUGGCAACCAUGGACGAGCUGUUUCAGAAAGCCAUCAAGCAGGCCGCAGCACAGAAGAAGCAACCAGAACUCAUUCCAUGGAAAUCUGAUGAACCAUGGCCACAGCCCUAUUAUUCCUGGGACUCGGGAAGCGAGGUCUGGCAACUUUUCAAGCCGCUGACAUCUCCCAGCAAUGAUGAAUCGCAGUCCUCAAGCAUUUCCGCUAUAGCUGUGUAUAGUUGGAACAUCGAUUUCAUGUUGCCAUUCGCCGAGACACGUAUGAAGGCUGCAUUGGCUCACCUUGAGGGACUCACGAGCCAGCUAGCUUCGACCACAGCCAUUGUUAUCAACCUCCAAGAAUGCACUCCCUCCGACCUCAUUACCAUUAGCCAACAGGAGUGGGUCCGAGAUAGAUUCUACAUCACAGAUUUGGACAGCUCCGCAUGGGCAUCCAGUCUGUACGGCACAGUCACGCUAGUCGACCGCCGCCUGGAGAUAGCCUCGUGCUUCCGGGUCCACUACUCGGCGACACAGAUGGAACGUGACGCGCUCUUCGUCGACGUCGCGGUGGCAGCCAAGAAGGUGCGGCUAGGCAACACGCACCUCGAGUCGCUGGCCUUGGACCCGCCGCUGCGCCCCUCGCAGAUGCGUGUCGCGGCGACGUACCUGCACGCAGACGAGAGCUACGCUGGCGCCGUCAUUACGGGCGACUUCAACGCCAUCCAGCCGUUCGAUGCCGCCCUCCACGCCGACAACGGCCUGAAGGACACGUAUCUCGAGCUCGGCGGCCGUGAGGGCGCCGAUGACGGAUUUACGUGGGGCCAGCAGGCCCUGGCGGCGUUGCGGGAGCGCUUCGGUUGCUCGCGGAUGGACAAGGCGUACUUCUUCGGUGGCGGAAUCAAGUUGCAGAGUUUUGAGCGGUUUGGUGCUGACAUUGAGGUGGGCGGAGGGGAUAAGAAGCAGAAGGAUGGGUUGCUGGCGCUUGGAUUCGAGAGGGCUUGGGUAACGGAUCAUCUGGGCAUCAAGGCCACGUUCAGCCUGGUUAACGAUACUCGUUUGUAGAAGGCGGUAAACCUUUGCGUGAGCAUCGGCGCCGUUGUUGAGUGACCUUGCUAAUGCCGUGACACUCGCUAUAAACCAGCAGGCGUGGUACACAUAAAGGCCUUAUCUACUCACGUAGAGCAACAUAGCAGGCAGCCAGGGAGCUGCUGUUGCUGGCUUUUCCCCUUUCUACUUCUAACUUGGUAUUUUCAGCCCCACCCCAGCUGCUUGGUAUUUAUGUGACGCUUCCCCCAUACCAGGUAUACGAGAGAUGCCAUCGAACCGUGACUGGGGGGCCAGGACAUAUAAGCGGCCAGGAAAUGAAUGCUGGGUCAUUCCUAGGGAAUGUUGAUUUUUCGACAAGCUCGUUGAUGAUUUUUCAUAGAC